CCCAGGCGGCGGCGACGCGACGCCCCGAGCGCCCGCCCCGCCGCCGCGGCCGGCAGGUCCGUUUACCAGGCCCUUCAGACACCCUGGCAGGUGCUGCGCCCGACGCUGCCUCCGAGGUUGGCCCGCCCCCCAGAAGGCAGAUAGGUUUCGUUAGCAGACAGCUCUUUGCACUCGGGGACCUUGGUGGAGCUGUGAACUCCGCUUCCCGCGUCUCCCUGCCUGUCCCCCUGCCCGGUGGGCUUUAGAGCCAUGGCAACGGAGGAGAAGAAGCCAGAGACGGAGGCCGCCAGAGCACAGCCCACCCCUUCCUCCUCGGCCACGCAGAGCAAGCCGACCCCCGUGAAACCCAACUAUGCUCUGAAGUUCACCCUGGCCGGCCACACGAAAGCCGUGUCUUCCGUGAAGUUCAGCCCGAACGGGGAGUGGCUGGCAAGCUCGUCUGCUGAUAAACUCAUUAAAAUUUGGGGAGCGUAUGAUGGAAAAUUUGAGAAAACCAUAUCUGGUCACAAGCUGGGCAUAUCGGACGUGGCCUGGUCGUCAGAUUCCAACCUCCUUGUUUCCGCCUCCGACGAUAAAACCCUAAAGAUCUGGGACGUGAGCUCGGGCAAGUGUUUGAAAACCCUGAAGGGCCACAGUAACUAUGUCUUCUGCUGUAACUUCAACCCCCAGUCCAACCUCAUCGUCUCGGGCUCCUUUGAUGAAAGUGUGAGGAUAUGGGACGUGAAAACAGGGAAGUGCCUCAAGACUUUGCCUGCGCACUCGGACCCAGUGUCCGCGGUUCAUUUUAAUCGGGACGGAUCCUUGAUAGUGUCAAGUAGCUACGAUGGGCUCUGUCGGAUCUGGGACACCGCCUCGGGCCAGUGCUUGAAGACGCUGAUCGAUGACGACAACCCGCCUGUGUCCUUUGUGAAGUUCUCUCCAAACGGCAAGUACAUCCUGGCCGCGACCUUGGACAACACGCUGAAGCUCUGGGACUACAGCAAGGGGAAGUGCCUGAAGACGUACACCGGCCACAAGAACGAGAAAUACUGCAUUUUUGCCAAUUUCUCAGUCACUGGAGGGAAGUGGAUCGUGUCUGGUUCCGAGGACAACCUGGUGUACAUCUGGAACCUGCAGACCAAGGAGAUCGUACAGAAAUUACAGGGCCACACAGACGUGGUGAUCUCCACGGCGUGCCACCCGACGGAGAACAUCAUCGCCUCGGCGGCCCUGGAGAACGACAAGACCAUCAAGCUGUGGAAGAGCGACUGCUAGGCGCGGGCGCUGCGGGCGGGCGGGACGGUGGCCGCGGUCCGGCGCCGCGUCUGGAAGGGCGCCCCUGCGUCUGGGCUGGGGGUCGGGAGGGGCCCGGAUUCGGCCGCCUCUGAGGACGGUGUGGCGGGGAGGGGGGUGCGGGGGGGUCUCCCACCAGAAAGUUCUCGAAGUCACUGGUGGCAUUUCCUGCCGAUCCCGCGCUCACUGUCGGGGGAAGUUUCUAGUCCGUGUUGUGUUCAAAUAAGAGUCAACAAGAAUUUUUAAUUUUUUAUUACAGAAGAGUGAAGUUCACUUCAUCAUGAGUUGUGUUUUUUUCCAGUAAACGUUCUGUACCUUCUUCGGUAUCUAACCCCCCGUGCAAGCGCUGUGAGCCCCGCGGCGGCCCCCUUGUCUGUUCACAGACGCCCCGUGACGCGGUCCGGGCCACUGGUUCCUGCUGUAGUCGUGCCCAGUGUGUUCCAGUCUUUCUGGAAAACGCAGAACACUGUAAGGUUAUCUCCGUGUAAAAGCCCUUUGUGUGUGGGAGUUCGUGGUCCCCGGCCCACAGCCUGGCGUCGCGCUUGUAGCUCCCCACGUCCCCCGCUGGCAGCCCUGGUAACAAGGGGGCGUGGUGGCACCGCCGUGCCGGCCUUCUCCUGCCGAGCCCCGGUGCCCUUGGACCGUUUUGAAAAAGUCUCCGAGGUGGCAGGAAGUUGAGGACGCCUGCGGGAAGGACUCGGCUCUCCCUGUAGGUCAGUCGUGCAUCGGGGCUGGGGACACCCUGGGGACAUGCAGCUGGAGAGGAGUUAGCCACCGGCCAUGUCCUGCCUAGCGCUGCCGCGGCCCAGUGUGGGCUGCGGAAGUUCGGGCCCAGUGCCGGUCUGGGGACCUGCAGGCUUGCUAGGGACCCUGGGGCCAGCCGUUGGGUGCUGCCUGGCCCGGCGUGUGUUGUGGGAACCUGCGGUGGUGUGGCUGCUGGUGACGGUGGAGGGAGAGCGGGACCGGCGCCGGGAUCGCCAGGCCUGGGGCCCAGUCUGUGGCCCAGCCCCCCUCUUCUGCCAGCACCUGGUGGCUGAGGCUCGGGCUCUGCCAGUGUGGGGUCUGCAGAUGGAGCUGCGCCUGCCCUGCCUUUCCUGAGCCCUGCGUCCUGGGAAGGGGUCCUGGGGCUGUCCUCGGUGGGCUUCCGGGACCCGCUGCAGGAGCCGCUGUCCCGGGGCAGUGCUGAGCAUUCCAGUAGAAGGUGUGCGGACCCAGCUUCCUUCUGUUUCCCCGGCCUCUCCCGGAGGUGGGCUGCCGCGCGGCAGCGACAGACGAUCAGCGCGGGAGCCUGGGGGGCUGCUUUGCCAUGUGUUUUGUAGGAAGCCCGAAGGGGUUAGGCCCAGCCCUAGGAGCAGAGGGUGUGGACGUGAGCUCUGUGCCGUUGGAUAUAGUUUAUUUUUUCUACGUUUGAAUUCUCUGUUGUAGAUUUGUGUACAAAUACAUUCUCUCUUUUAAAAAUAAAAAUUUUCAUGUCUUGUA
This is a messenger RNA of Neogale vison (American mink), 2751 nucleotides long. RefSeq names its product WD repeat domain 5 (gene WDR5). The coding region runs from base 250 to 1254 and encodes 334 amino acids. Gene Ontology annotation, cellular component: Set1C/COMPASS complex. NCBI's taxonomy places the organism in Eukaryota, Metazoa, Chordata, Mammalia, Carnivora, Mustelidae. The record is from RefSeq and is a predicted model, not a curated record. The transcript has 15 exons. Gene Ontology annotation, molecular function: histone binding.